AUGGCAAGCUUCGGAAUGGACGGGUUCCUGCUUACCUCUCAGAACAGUAUCGUGUCGCUGUUCGCCGCCGACAACGCCGAGGACGGCUCGUUCGAUGUCUUCAUGGAAGUUCCGGUGGUCGGAAACGGUGAUUUCGCCGAAGAAGCAAAGGAGGCUACGGCACGAAGCAAGGCGGGCAACGACCUGUUCAAGCAGUACUUCAAGGAAGCGCGCAAGAAGGCAGUGUACGUUGGAGAGUACUCCGACAGUUUCGACCUAAUUGCGCGCCGUAUCCAAGUGACAGACCGUGAUCUGUCAAAGGAGCUGUUCCACGAGGCGUCAGGGGUAUUAAAGCUGACUGGUGCGCGCACUUUCGAGUUCACCGACGUUUUUGGUGUCGUCACGGAGUUCAUGGUCCCUUCGGUGCACUCACAGGAGACUCGUAUCAUCAAGGUCGGCUGCACACAGGGAGAUGAAAACCGCCCCAAGAAUCUGACAAACCGAUCCGGGAAAUUAACGCCUAAACAGCUCCCCUAUUUGCUAGCAUUCUUUUUCUUAGCCUUCAAGUUCCAAGUCCAGCACCAUGGAUCCUGUAUGCACGGUAGGUAG
This is a messenger RNA of Phytophthora nicotianae INRA-310, 588 nucleotides long. RefSeq lists its product as hypothetical. NCBI's taxonomy places the organism in Eukaryota, Oomycota, Peronosporomycetes, Peronosporales, Peronosporaceae. The transcript has 3 exons. The record is from RefSeq and is a predicted model, not a curated record. Bases 1 to 588 code for a protein of 195 amino acids.